AUGACGGUCGCUGACAAGGAGAAUGUCCCUCCGCCCGUCGCCAAAGUCCGCGGUCGUCUCUAUGGCGGCACACCACAAUCCGUGGACCGUCUUAUCAAACCAUUCAAAUGCCCCGGCACCAGCACACCCACACGAGCGUCCGAGAAGCCUGCUCGCAAGCGGCGCAAAGUCGACUACGCCGGUGGCGAUGGUAGCGUUGAGGAAGGCGACAAACCGUACACGAAUGAAGACCGGCUGGCAUUAGCGACUCGGGACGUCAAUCGUUUCCCGGUGUUCAAACCGAAGGACAAGGACUCGGCAUUUCGGUCGAGGUUUGCGGUGCCAUUGAAGAACAAGGAUACGACCUCGUAUAACUCAUCGAGACCGCCGCCGUUGUUGGGACUGCGAGCAGGCACGGUGUUUGUCGCGAAGCCGCUGCAUGAUCCGACUGGGGAGUUCGCGAUUGUCUUGUUCGAUCCGACGGUGGAUGGGAAGGCGGAGCUGAAAGAGAUAGAAGAUGGGAAGGAUGGCUUGGAGGGCUCGCAGAAGAAGAAGUUGGACGAGCCAUUGAUGCACAAGAGUCUGGCGGAUAUCCUGGGCAUCAAGAAAGUUGUGGAUACGGAGAGGCCAAAGGUGCCGGUGGUGAUCGACCCGAGACUGGCAAAGGUGCUGCGGCCGCAUCAAGUCGAGGGUGUCAAGUUCAUGUAUCGGUGUACGACGGGCUUGAUCGAUGCCAAUGCGGAGGGAUGCAUCAUGGCUGACGAGAUGGGUCUGGGCAAGACGUUACAGUGCAUCACGCUGAUGUGGACUUUGCUAAAGCAAUCACCGGAUGCUGGCAAGAGCACGAUACAGAAGUGUGUCAUUGCUUGUCCAUCCAGUCUGGUGCGUAAUUGGGCGAACGAGCUGAUCAAAUGGCUGGGCCCGGAUGCGAUCAAUCCUUUCGCAGUGGAUGGGAAGGCUUCCAAGGAGGAGUUGACACAGCAAAUGCGGAGCUGGGCUUCGGCGACUGGACGUGCGGUGACUCGUCCGGUGUUGAUUGUGUCCUACGAGACUCUGCGACUGUAUGUCGAUGAGCUGCGAACACCCAUCGGUCUCAUGCUUUGCGACGAAGGACAUCGUUUGAAGAACGGUGAGAGCCAAACAUUCGAGGCACUCAACCGGUUGAAUGUCAGCAAGCGGGUCAUCUUGUCUGGAACGCCCAUCCAGAACGAUCUCUCAGAGUACUUCGCUCUACUUACUUUCGCCAACCCAGGAUAUCUCGGAACACGACUGGAAUUCCGCAAGAAGUUUGAGAUUCCUAUCCUUCGCGGUCGUGACGCCUCUGGCACAGAAGCCGAUCAGCAAAAGGGCAACGAACGCCUCAAAGAACUCCUCGAACUGGUCAACAAGUUCAUCAUCCGCCGCACCAACGACAUCCUCUCGAAAUACCUCCCGGUCAAGUACGAGCACGUUGUCUUCUGUAACCUCGCACCCUUCCAACUCGACCUCUACAACUACUUCAUCAAAUCCCCCGAAAUUCAAUCCCUCCUCCGCGGCAAGGGCUCACAACCCCUCAAAGCCAUUGGCCUUCUCAAGAAACUCUGCAAUCAUCCCGAUCUCCUGAAUCUCCCUGACGACCUUCCCGGGUGUGAAUCUCACUUUCCCGAAGACUUCGUUCCCAAGGACGCCCGCGGCCGUGAUCGCGAUGUCAAACCCUGGUACUCGGGCAAGAUGCAAGUUCUCGACCGCAUGCUCGCGCGCAUCCGCCAUGACACCAACGACAAAAUCGUGCUGAUCUCAAAUUACACGCAAACCCUCGACGUGUUCGAGAAGCUCUGCCGCAAUCGCUCCUAUGGCUGCCUUCGCCUCGACGGCACCAUGGCCGUCAACAAACGUCAGAAACUCGUCGACAAAUUCAACAACCCAGACGGCGAAGAAUUCGUCUUUCUUCUCUCCUCCAAAGCCGGUGGCUGCGGUCUGAACCUCAUCGGAGCCAAUCGCCUCGUGCUCUUCGAUCCGGAUUGGAACCCUGCCGCCGACCAGCAAGCCCUCGCCCGUGUUUGGCGUGACGGCCAAAAGAAGGACUGUUUUGUCUAUCGCUUCAUCGCCACGGGCACGAUUGAAGAGAAGAUCUUCCAACGCCAAUCACACAAGCAGUCCCUGUCUUCUUGCGUUGUCGACAGCGCGGAAGACGUGGAGCGGCAUUUCAGUCUGGACAGUUUGAGGGAACUGUUCCAGUACCGUCCCAACACAACGAGUGACACGCACGACACGUUCAAGUGUAAGAGGUGUAAGGGCGGCAGGCAGUACGUCAAAGCUCCGGCGAUGCUCUAUGGCGACACCAGCAGUUGGAAUCAUUUUGUGAAUGAGGAGGGUGUGGAGGGACCGCUGGCGCGGAUUCAGGAUUUGUUAUUGAGGCAGGAGGGUGGAGGGAGGGAUGUGAGUGCUGUUUUCCAGUAUAUCAGUCAUUGA
This is a messenger RNA of Zymoseptoria tritici IPO323, 2430 nucleotides long. RefSeq names its product DNA repair protein, SNF2 family. NCBI's taxonomy places the organism in Eukaryota, Fungi, Ascomycota, Dothideomycetes, Mycosphaerellales, Mycosphaerellaceae. The coding region runs from base 1 to 2430 and encodes 809 amino acids. The transcript has a single exon. Gene Ontology annotation, cellular component: nucleus. The record is from RefSeq and is a predicted model, not a curated record. Gene Ontology annotation, molecular function: ATP binding; DNA translocase activity; hydrolase activity, acting on acid anhydrides. Gene Ontology annotation, biological process: reciprocal meiotic recombination; double-strand break repair via synthesis-dependent strand annealing.